This is a messenger RNA of Prunus armeniaca (apricot), 210 nucleotides long. The record is from the annotation of a GenBank genome assembly. Lineage: Eukaryota; Viridiplantae; Streptophyta; Magnoliopsida; Rosales; Rosaceae.
AUGGAAGCCAUAGACUCAGUCGUCGAUCCUCUCAGAGUGUUCGCAAAGGAAAGCACUCGACUGGUGAAGAGGUGCCACAAGCCUGACCGCAAAGAGUUCACGAAGGUGGCGAUUCGUACAGCCAUCGGGUUCGUAGCAAUGGGACUCGUUGGGUUUUUCGUGAAGCUGGUCUUCAUCCCCAUCAACAACAUCAUCGUCGGCUCUGUUUAG